UCCUGCACAUCUGUGCUCUUAUUUCGAAAAGCUCAGGCACUUUUUUCUAACUCGUUUGAGGAAAUAAUCCGAGAAUUGUUCCGAACGCGCCGCGUUUGCCCUGGAACAUUACACACAAGUCUGACGCAGAAGAGCGUUUAAAGGAGAGUUUCCACACCAGGCGAGGCCCCAUAUGGACUAAAAGCAACCAAAUUAAAGUGACACUACGACUUUUACCCCAGGACUAAAGCGGCCCACAGCACUGAGCAAUGUCCAACCCAACCGGCAGAGGGCAUGGGGGUCUUAAUCAACUAGGCGGCAUGUUUGUAAAUGGACGCCCGCUCCCGGAGGUCAUCCGGCAGCGCAUUGUGGACAUGGCUCACCAGGGUGUUCGGCCCUGCGACAUCUCCCGUCAGCUGCGGGUCAGCCAUGGCUGCGUCAGCAAGAUUCUGGGCAGAUACUAUGAGACAGGAAGCAUAAAACCUGGAGUGAUUGGUGGCUCAAAGCCAAAGGUUGCUACCCCAAAAGUGGUGGACAAGAUAGCAGAGUACAAGCGGCAGAAUCCCACCAUGUUCGCCUGGGAAAUCCGAGACAGGCUCCUGGCUGAGGGAGUGUGUGACAACGACACAGUGCCCAGCGUCAGUUCCAUAAACAGGAUCAUCCGGACCAAGGUGCAACAGCCAUUUAAUGUGUCCUUGGACAGCAAGAACCUCAGCCCAGGUCACACACUAAUUCCAAGUUCCGCGGUCACCCCUCCCGAGUCGCCUCAGUCAGACUCUCUGGGUUCCACCUACUCCAUUAAUGGCCUUCUGGGUAUUCCACAGGCCAGCUCAGAAGGCAAGAGGAGUCAUGACGACAGUGACCAGGAGAGCUGUCGGCACAGCGUGGACUCUCAGGGCAGCGGUGGUGGACCCAGGAAGCAGCUGAGACCUGAACAUUUCUCACCACAGCACCUGGACUGUGGCUUUGAGCGGCACCACUACACCAGCGACACGUUCGGUUCCACCACAACUGGCAAGACUGAGCAGUCACUUUAUCCCCUGUCUCUCCUGAAUGGAAGUUUAGAGGAAGGCAAAGCCAGCCUCGCAACAUCCAGCGCAGCCAUUGGCCGAAACCUAGCAGCACACCAGGGCUAUGCGGUUGUGACAGAUGCCCUACAGCCCCUUCCCAUCUGCCUGAAACAGGAAAUGUCACCGGACGGUGCUAGUUCGAGUCCCUCGCCCAACAUUAUAGGCAACUCUGCGUUCUUGGAAAUGGGCGCCAUUUCUGCCCCGUCGCCAGUGUCUGUGGGUAACGGCGGCAGCAGCUCCAUGCAUUUCUCUCAUCCCUUCAACUCAUUUCCCCAUCAUGCACCAGUGUACAGCCAGUUCAGCAGCCAGUCUCUCAUCACAGGGCGAGACAUGGUGAGUUCAACGCUCCCCGGAUAUCCUCCACACAUCCCAUCAGCCGGACAGACAGGUUACUCGACCUCGGCUAUCACAGGAAUGGUAGCAGGUGCAGAGUACUCGGGCCAGACUUACACACACUCGCCAUACACAUCUUACAGCGACGCGUGGAGAUUCACCAACUCCAGCUUACUAGGUUCACCAUAUUACUACAGCUCCGCAUCUCGUACGGCUCCACCCACCACCACUGCGUACGAUCAUCUUUAGCAGCAAAGGAUCAAAUAUUGAGAAAGGAGCGAUACACAUCUAACUUCACAUAUCUUCCACAAAUGUUCUAGUCCAGGCCUAUUAAAGGAACUUUCCAUCCCACCUAGAGUACCCUUCUGAGUACCCAAUGGACAUGGCAUAUAAUUAUGAUCCACUAUUUAACAGGCAAACUGUACAACUUCUGGACAAAUCCAGACAAAAAAGGAAAAAAAAAACAGAAAGCGGAACUUUCAUCUUCUCUUCAGUAACUGGAGCAAAAAGGUUUUGAAGGACAUGAGAAACAGGCCAGCAUGGACAAAAUGUUUUGUUGCCUGAGACUUUGGUUGAUUAUUUAUUCACUUCACUGACCAAACGCACAAGUUUAACCGUCUAUUUAAACAGCCAUCAUGUCUUGCCCCAGGUUUUUGAACCAAAAUGCAUGGCGCAACAGCCAAAGAUCUUACUGCAGUUUGCUUUCAGACCUUAACUGCGUUCAUGACCUGUGGUGCAUGAAGAACAAAUCCAGACACCCAGCUUUUUUUUCUUCCUCAUGCUCUGCUAUUCUUCUGUUUGUUCCUCUUUCUCUUCAUUUCCCUGGUCUUAUAAGCCUUUUAGGAUUGCAGCAUUUGCAGUGGUUUCAAGUUCCAUGCAUUUAUUUUUUUUAUUUUUUCCAACAAACAACUUGAUCAUCAUUUUCAGCAACAGCAACAAACAACAAAAUCAGUUGUCAAUUUAAAUACCAUUACAAACUGCCUGCUGGUCGUUUCAGUGGGAAAAUGUGUAAAUAAUGUAGAAAAUAAAAAAACCCUUAUUAAAAAAAACAAAAACUUUUAUGCUACAAAUAAUUAGGAGUGGAUUUUAUGGGGAUGAAUUAGUACAUUGUAAGAGAAGUUGUAAGAAAACGUUUUAUUUUCUCCCUCCCAUAUGUACUACAUUUGUUGUCAAAUGGUUUUGCUAAGAUCUGUGAUUAAACUAUUGCUUUUUAUUGUACUGUGAAAGAUAUGAUUAAUCAAUUUCUA
Messenger RNA from Clarias gariepinus (North African catfish), 2629 nucleotides. RefSeq names its product paired box 8 (gene pax8). Gene Ontology annotation, biological process: regulation of transcription by RNA polymerase II; anatomical structure development. Lineage: Eukaryota; Metazoa; Chordata; Actinopteri; Siluriformes; Clariidae. The transcript is spliced from 12 exons. The coding region runs from base 249 to 1631 and encodes 460 amino acids. The record is from RefSeq and is a predicted model, not a curated record. Gene Ontology annotation, molecular function: RNA polymerase II cis-regulatory region sequence-specific DNA binding; DNA-binding transcription factor activity, RNA polymerase II-specific.